Guillardia theta CCMP2712 is the source of this 1560-nucleotide messenger RNA. RefSeq lists its product as hypothetical. Bases 1 to 1560 code for a protein of 519 amino acids. The transcript has 8 exons. The record is from RefSeq and is a predicted model, not a curated record. Lineage: Eukaryota; Cryptophyceae; Pyrenomonadales; Geminigeraceae.
AUGGCGGAGACCGGUGCUGCAAUGCGAGCCCUCGCGUCGCAUGGUCGCCCAGUGGAAGAGAAGAGCCCUGGCAUGUCCUCGCGCCCUCUCUCGCAUGCUGAGCUCGCCCCUUCUCGUACCUCUCUCUCCAACGAGAGCAUCAGCUUCAGCAAUCGCAUCCAGAAACCAGCCACUCCCGGACUGCAAGCAGGCAACACCUUGCCUGCAUGGUCAUCACCCCCCAGAAGCGGGCAUGCCACGGACGCUCUUUCAACUUUCUCCAACUCGAGAGCAUUGUCCUUAUCAGAUCAUGACAACAUCUCCGUUGAACAUGCUAAAAGGAUUUUUCUUCAAUCAUGGACUUCGCACGUCGAAAACAUCAAGAAGUCCAUAGAGAUGAGCGAGCGACAAGCACAUUUGUCGAAAUACGACGAUGUGCUAGCAGACUGCUGCAAGCGAUCCUUGGCUAAUAUCAACACGGACACAUCUUACUUUCAAAUGACGGGCAAGGUAGAAUAUCGACAUCUGCCCAGCCUGAUUGAGAACGCAAAAAGUUACACCACGAAUCCCAAGUAUACAGAGUGGCAGUCAGGCAUUUUGAAUGCACUUCCUUACUUAGAAGGAGCACUGCAGAAGCUCAAGGGGCUUGAGAUUCCAGCAGCCGAGAAGGACAUCAUUGAUUCAAUUCGAAUCGCCGUCAACACGCCCUUCAUGCAGAUGAUCAAGUGCAAGGAGAAGCAGGCAGACCUGCAAAGCAAGCUCAACGUAGACAACGACAGCACCUCGUUCCCCGCGUACAUGCAAUCACUGUACAACGAGUUCCAAGCGUCUCAUCGAGAGCGGAAGAUGCAGAGAGCGUUAGACCUGGUGCAGCAGAUUGAGCGAGCAGUGGAGGACGCGAGCUCCAACCUCUUGUCUCGCCUUGAGACCUACGCGGAAGCGAAGAAGAUGAUGAACGCAGCCUACGACCCCAACAACCCGCUGGACACAGACGACUACGAGCCUCCCCAUAGCCUGGCGAUCUCAAGCCUCGAAGGGAAGCUGCGAGAGAUUGAGGUGCAACGAGCACGUUGGCAAAACGACCUCAACGUGCUCAACGAGAUGAACCACUCCGACAGCGUCCUCAGCCACCUGCAUGCUCAAGCUCGCGCAAGUAGCAACAGCCACAAACGAGCUCUGCAAGAGUUGGACACAGCAAACGAGCACGUGAAACAUUGCUGGGAUAGUUUGAUGGAUGCUCAACGGAAAGCUGCUGAAGCCGAGAGGGAGUACAUCAUCGCCAAGCUCAAGGAAGAGGUGGACCAGCAGCUGAUCAAGGACGUCAAGGAGCAUAUCGACCAGCACCGCCGCAAUCUAGAAGAGAGCAUCAUCAGCUGCGACAAGUACUGUGACGUGCUGAACAACGUCCGGCAAUACAUCGACUGUCGCUGGGAGCCCUGGAAGCAGAUCGUGAGCAACGACACGAGGCAGUUUGUGACGGAGGUGUGCGAAGUCUUCGCCAUCACCGAGAAAGCCUUGGGCGACUUGAUCGACCGCAAAAUGGCGCAGGUGGGAGCAGUUGGACCCCGGAGCAGACAGUGA